This is a messenger RNA of Acomys russatus (golden spiny mouse), 846 nucleotides long. RefSeq names its product charged multivesicular body protein 4C (gene Chmp4c). Lineage: Eukaryota; Metazoa; Chordata; Mammalia; Rodentia; Muridae. Bases 6 to 704 code for a protein of 232 amino acids. Gene Ontology annotation, biological process: late endosome to vacuole transport via multivesicular body sorting pathway; vesicle budding from membrane. The record is from RefSeq and is a predicted model, not a curated record. The transcript has 5 exons. Gene Ontology annotation, cellular component: multivesicular body; ESCRT III complex; cytoplasmic side of plasma membrane.
CAGCCAUGAGCAAGUUAGGCAAGUUCUUUAAAGGGACCCGCUCCUCCCGGGCCCGCGCGGCUCCCAGCCCCCAGGAGGCCCUGGCUCGCCUCCGGGAGACCGAGGAGAUGCUGGCCAAGAAGCAGGAGUACCUGGAGAACCGAAUCCAGAGGGAGCUCGCCCUCGCCAAGAAGCACGGCUCCCAGAACAAGCGAGCUGCUUUGCAGGCCCUGAAGAGGAAGAAGAGGUUUGAGAAGCAGCUUACUCAGAUUGACGGCACCCUUUCCACCAUCGAGUUCCAGCGAGAGGCGCUAGAGAACUCGCACACCAACACCGAGGUCUUACGGAACAUGGGCUUUGCAGCCAAGGCCAUGAAAGCAGUUCAUGAAAGCAUGGAUCUAAACAAGAUCGAUGACUUGAUGCAGGAUAUAACAGAGCAGCAGGACAUUGCCCAGGAAAUCUCCGAGGCAUUUUCUCAAAGGGUUCAGUUUGCCGACGGCUUUGAUGAGGAUGAGCUGCUGGCAGAGCUGGAGGAAUUGGAACAGGAGGAACUAAAUAAGAAGAUGACAAACAUGGAGCUCCCACAUGUGCCUUCUUCUUCCCUCCCAGCACAGCCCAGUAGGAAGGCAAGCAUGCCGUCCUCUGUGCACCGAUCUCGAGCAGCAUCUUCCAGGAGGGCAGAGGAAGAUGAUGACUUCAAGCAACUGGCAGCUUGGGCUACUUAAACUAAAAUGAAAAAUCUUGACACCUAAAUUAUUGAACUGCACAUAAGAAACAAAUGCUUUUGCAAAGCUUAGAAGCUAGCAGAGACAUGUUUUUAUAUAAGUAAUUGUCUUUUAAGUAACAGUUAAGUCAUUUUUAGACAUA